Molecule: messenger RNA, 5399 nt
Organism: Hydractinia symbiolongicarpus
Lineage: Eukaryota; Metazoa; Cnidaria; Hydrozoa; Anthoathecata; Hydractiniidae
Product: extracellular calcium-sensing receptor-like
Exons: 1
Coding region: 979-3495 (838 amino acids)
Biological process (GO): G protein-coupled receptor signaling pathway
Cellular component (GO): membrane
Molecular function (GO): G protein-coupled receptor activity
Source: RefSeq, a predicted model, not a curated record
UGCUUUUAUUGCUUAGGAGGUGUGACCACUUAUUUCUCGGGUAAGUGGUUGCAUAGUUUCCUUGUGAUCAUAAAAGAAAUGCCUUAUCGACAGAGAGCAAUCGUACAUAUGUAAAAGAAAAAGAAUCUAUUCAAUCUGUUUCUAUAACAUCUUAAACUUUUAAAAUAUUUUUAUAAUGGCCAGUAACUUGAUGUAAGCCACCCUCAUGAAUAAACUUUAAAGUUAUUUUUGAUAUUGUGCACAAACAAAGAGUAAUGUCAGGGUAAUCAACACUCCGUAGAUUUGAUUUAUCAAAGAUCUCCUAAUUUUACCUAUAAAUUCCAAGAAUUUAUUUAGAAUGUACUAGAAUUAGAUCUUAUCAACAAACGUGAUUUAUAUUGAUAUUCGUCUCUCCUAAAAUGGCAAAAAAAAAUCUCAGGAAUAAAAAAACCUGCUAUAAUAAUACCAAAUUAGAAAUUUAGUCUUUAAAAACGAAUUUUGUUCACAUCAAGCUCGUAAUAAUUGAAUCCUAACAGAUUUCAUUUUGGUUCCCGUUACCUUUUAAAUUAUAUCUCCUGUUUUUUUCUUCCUGGCUUGGUAAUUACUUCUGCUUGUUGUUAAGAAGUGAUAGCUAAUAAAUUAAUAAAUUAAAUAAACGUGUAAUCGCGUAAUUACUUUUUAUUUCGAAGGGCUUAUACGUGCAUAUUUCCCACUUAAAGAUUUUUUUCUUAUUGUGAUGAAGGUAAUAAACGAUGAAUGCUGUAUUUUUUUGUAUUGUAUCUCCAUGACACCGUCAUAGUGGUGGUAUUGCUAAUUUCUGUAAUAACGUAGCAUGAGCCAAAAGUGUUUUUAAUAUUCAAGAGGAAAUAAAGAAAUAUAUAAUUUUCAUUCACAUAUUAAUUUUCGUCGCGUUUAAAGAACUUGAAAUUAAUUUGUAAUAAUGUUUUUGAAAUAUUAAUCCUGAAGUGGGUGAGAGUGAUAAAACUCGUUGAAUCUAAAAUGGUAAAAUAUUCAUCCACAACUACGCUUAUACUUACCAUUUUGCUUUUUGGUAUUUGUCAUUGUGAUGUCGAGACUUGCGUUGGAGCCAACAAAUUUGGAACUACAGAUGGGACCAUGCGACUCAUUGGUUUAUUUCCCAUCACAAAAUCAUCCGCAGAAGAAUUUGCUUCGAAUGCGUUGUUAUGGUCCGAGGUGUUUCGAUACAGUGUGAAAACAUUUAACUUGAAAAUACACGCAAAAAACGUUUUUGAUUACACAUGUUACGAUAUAUGCGGACCAGGAAAGUUGAACGGUGUAACUGAUGCUGUUGUUGAUAUUAUUUUAUCCGAAUCUACUGUUCAGUUAGAUGGUUGCCAGUGUUUACAAAGUAAAGCUGCGAUACAAAAUGUUAUAGGUAUAGUUGGACCAACCACGUCUUCAAAGUCAGUUUACGCUAAUGAAAUCCUUUCAUUUACGAACAUGCCAAUGAUCAGUUACGCGGCGACUAGUCCAGUAUUAAGCAAUAAAAAUCUUUAUCCGAAUUUCCUUCGAACUGUUCCUCCAGACACGUUGCAAGCAAGAUUGAUUGGGGAAUUAUUUGUUAAGUUUCGAUGGACGUAUGUGUCUAUUAUUACUACUGACAGUUCUUACGGAAGGACGGGGAAGUCCGCUUUAAAUGAAGAAUUUCAACAUAAGAACAUUUGUGUGGCAGUUGAUGAGUAUUUUAGGGUACCUUACUAUGCUCAGGAAGCAAGUCCAAUCAUGGAAAAAAUAAAAAAAGAAACUUUAGCCGACGUGAUUAUUCUCUGGGGAUCUUUCUCACCAGUAAAGCAUUUUCUUCAAGAUGCCCUAGAAAAGGGCAUUCGAAAUAAAACUUGGAUUAUCAGCGAAGCUUCUGGAAGAAACAUUUGGUUCGCACAGGAAGAAAAUAAAAAGUUGGGUAAUUUUAUUAUUAUAAGUCCGGUGAGUGGAUCGAAUCAAGAAUUUGAAAGAUAUUUCUUUAACCUCAGUAUAUCUGUUGUCAAAAACCCAUGGCUAAAAACAUUUUUUCAGUACCAACGUGCGAAUGACAGCGCAAAGUUAGGAGACUAUAAAGAAUUUUUCGACACAGCUCGAGUUGGUUUUAUACAAGAUGCUGUGUCUGCUUAUAUGCAUGCUUAUUUGGAGUAUGUAAAUGCUACUCAAGCGUGCAAUAUGUUGAUUUCUCCAUGCAAUGCAACACCUAUCUUUGACCACAGUUACUUUAACGAAUUCUUUUUAAAAAAUAUUACAUUUGAAAGUUUGCUUAACAAGACUGUCCGAUUUGACAAAAAUGGGGACGUAACUUCGGCUUCUUUCUAUCUCUAUUCAGUCGCAUCGCAAAAAUCCAAAGCGAGAUUUGUCAACAUAGCGAUAUGGUCUUCCGACGCUAACUUCACAUAUGUCGAUCCUACUUUAUACUUGCUUUCGAAGUCCGUGCAUUCGAAGUGUGCUGAUGAUUGUGAGGCAGGUUUUUAUCCGAUAUACCAUGGUUCAAAAUCUUGUUGUUGGAGUUGUGUUGCAUGUCCAUUAAACUAUAUGAAAAGUACUACUGGAGCAAGCGAAUGCAUAAAAUGUCCUGAUGAACAAGUAUCGAACAUGAAGAGAAAUCGUUGCGUUGCCUUGAAUGUAGAAGCUCUCCAUUAUGACAGUAAAGAGGCUUAUGUGAUGUACGUGUUUGUAUUAUUGGGGAUGAGCACAACAGCAUGGUUCAUUGUCACUUUUAUAAAGUUUAAGCAUACACCAGUUGUGAGGUCAUCCAACUUUGAAUUAUCACUAACGCAGUUGUCAACGCAUCUGCUAUUGUUUGCAUGUCCUCUCCUGUUUUUGCACGAUGACUCAAAAUUAAAAUGUUCUGUGCGUGUGUACAUGUCAUGUUUGUUGGUUGUCAUCAUUUUGUCAAUAACGUUGGUCAAGAUUACCCACAUACUGGGGAUAUUUAAGCUGAUGUACAUUCAAACAAAAGCGCAAGUAUUUCAAAGAAAAAGCAAAGAGCUGCUGAUCAUUGCUGCAGCUGUUUUCAUGCAAAUCUGUUUAGCUGUCGGCUCGUUCGCAUUUAGUCCGAUUGAAGUAAUCGACGACAGAAGGGUGGAAGAAUAUAAGAUCUACAAAAAAUGCAACGAUACAGAACAUCUUUUAUUGCAAGUGGUUUAUAUUCUACUUCUGCAGAUUAUUUGUGGAGUACAAGCGUUUCGUGGAAGAAACUUACCAUCGAAGUACAACGAAGCCAAAUACUUAGCUUUUGCUAUGUUUUCCUCCACGUUGUUGGUAGGCGUGACUUUCCCUUUAUAUAUGAGCAUGACGACUGUUACCAAAGUACAGCUUUUGUUUGGUAUGGUGAUGAUCGUGUCAAACUUCCUUAUACUGACUAUAUCGUACGGAUUUAAAAUCUUUGUCGUGUGGUUCCGGCCGGACCAGAAUUCGCACAACAAGUUUAGUAGAAAUAGAAUGAAAUCAGUUAUAAGUUUGACACGAAAACAAUUAGAUAAAAGAGAAUCUGUGUUAUCUUUAGGUUAGGGAAUUUUUCUAAAAUUCAUAUUUUCUUAACAUUCAGUUAAAUUUUUGAGUACGAUAUAUUUGGAACACGCGAUUACUCUUUUUUGAGGAGAAAGUAUUGUGGGCGUCCAUAAAAGGACGUGCUUUUAGCAAAUACUUCACCUGUUGUAGAAGUGUCUUACUUUGUUCAUUUUUUCCAAGUGAGACAAGGUUUUUUUAGCGGUGUUUAAAAUUCAUAUUUUGCACAUUGAGAAUUUUAGAAUUAAGAUAGUAAUUUGACUUUCGAAUUAUGGUUGACAAGUUGGACUCUAAACCCCUUGUUCUUGGAAUCGAAGUGCUAAAAUGUAAGGACGUUAUUUGAAAUUCCGAAAUAUGUCAAACGCAAGUAAAUUAUAAAACGACAAGAGGUUGACAACAAGGGUGAUAUCCUAAUUCUGAAAUUUUGUAUUGAAAAAGUUACCGUCGUAGUAUUUUUGGGGGCAAAUGAAAUUUCUAGUGAUACGCUCAAUCAAAACAAAUUUUUGCUUGCGAGGUUCACAAAACAGAUUUGCUUUCUUAAAUUCUAUUUAAAAAUUGUUGCUGCGCAGAAAGAACAGGAUUUCUCAACUGUAAAAAUUUUUUCCACAAAAUGCUUCUCAAACUUUGACCUUGUUAAGAGAGAACAGUGUAAAGAUUUCUGAGGUCGAGAACAAAGUUUUUGGUGUUACAUUUUCACGAAUUCCACGAAGAUUAUUUUCUGUAAAUAAACAGUUUAAACAAUUCUGCAAGAUAAAUUUCAAGAUCUUAUAUAAAAACAAAACAGAUAUGAACCUAGUUUUUAAGAACAUUUUGGUUGAAAUGGUACUGAGAAUUAAGCACUUUCACAGAUUCUUUCAAAAAAUAGUGUCUUUAAAAAAAGCUUUUUCUAAGAAGAGUUUGAUAAACUACGUGCACUAUUAAUUUAUACCAAUGUACGAUUAUUGACAGUCAGUAAGAGAGAAAGUAGUGACAGAAGGAGUGCAACAGUUACGUAAUCACAACAGCCAUUAGUAAGUUCGCUAAUAAUAUGAUUGCAGUUUUGCGCGUAUCCUGAAAAAAAAACGAAGAAUUUUAAAAUCAACGUUACAUUUUAUUUUAUUGCUGAGUAAAAAAGUUUAAUUUACAACAAAAUUUUCACAUACAGCUAAUCUGUAAAAAUAAUUCUUUAAUAUGUGAAAUACGCUAAAAGCAAGUCUUAAUUUAUUUAUUUAUUUAUUUUUUUGAUUUAUAUCGCCAAUAAAAUUUAAUGUAUGAUAUCUCUCAUCAGGUUUUUUGAGGACUUGAAAACAUAGAAAAGCCAACGAAUGGCUGUCGCUUUAUAUAUAUUCAGUCAUUUUUAAGAUCAGUAUUAGUUUUAUAAGUCCUGAAAAAAUUAUUGUAUUAAAAAUGUCAACAAAAUAAAAAGUUGAAAUCGACUUAUAUUUUUUCAGGUACAAAAGCCUAAAUCUAUUAGUGUCUAAUCCCAUUUAAUUAAAGGUCAAACAGACCUGGUUAAAAAGGAUCGUAGGAUUCAAGCUAUUAAAUUGUGUAUUAACCAAGAACUUUCAUAAUUCGCAUAUAGCAAAUCCAUUUUCGAAAAAAAUAUCUGAAACUUUUGAAUUUCUUUUUUCUUUUCUUUUGUUUUUAUGUGACGAUACAUCGCUUUCAUCACUAUCAUAGCCAGCAUUAUCAUGUUCGUAAAUGGAAUUCAUGGGUAACGAUAAACGGCUUGAGGUUGUACUAUUAUUACUAGCCGCGUGUUUAUUCCGCAGCACGUUUGGCAGUAAAUUCGUUUCCCGGCUAUCUAUUACAGGAGUCAAACUAUAUCUGGCGUUAGGAUUCAUCACUGAAAGACUUGCCGUGCUAGCUUUAGAUAACUUUCGAUCUGUGUAAGACAAACAACUCUCGAUUCUUUCUUGCAUAAAUAC